AUGAAAGCUGUCCGUUAUCAUGCCGCAAAAGGUUUACGUGUAGAAGAAACAUCUAUUCAUUCUGCCAACAAAAAUCAAGUUAAAAUAGAAGUAAAAUACGCUGGUAUCUGUGGAACAGAUUUACAUGAAUAUUUACAUGGUCCAAUGAUAAUUCCCAUGAAAGAACCUUAUCCAUUAAAUGGACAUUACGAUGUAACAACGAUGGGACAUGAAUUUUCGGUUGUGAUUGUUGAAGUAGGAGAUAAUGUUCACAGUGAAUAUAAUCGAUCAGAGCCGAUUGGUUUUAUUGGUCUGACCGGAAAUGGUGGAUUUGCAAAAUAUGUCGUUGUGGAAGAUUACAUGGUACAUAAAAUAUCGGAUACUGUCAGUUUUGAACAAGGUGCACUAGUGGAACGUGCUGCUCUAGCUGUGCAGGCCGUUAAAACUAAUGGUUUACAACUAGGUAUGUAUCAGGAUCCAACUGUUCAAUCUUUUUCACUAUGA
Rotaria sp. Silwood2 is the source of this 483-nucleotide messenger RNA. Lineage: Eukaryota; Metazoa; Rotifera; Eurotatoria; Philodinida; Philodinidae. The record is from the annotation of a GenBank genome assembly.